Messenger RNA from Gastrolobium bilobum, 1344 nucleotides. RefSeq names its product protein ENHANCED PSEUDOMONAS SUSCEPTIBILITY 1-like. The coding region runs from base 1 to 1344 and encodes 447 amino acids. Lineage: Eukaryota; Viridiplantae; Streptophyta; Magnoliopsida; Fabales; Fabaceae. The record is from RefSeq and is a predicted model, not a curated record. The transcript has a single exon.
AUGUCAGCUGUCCGAGUCAUCUCGACCAGUACGAUCCAAGCUCCGAGUCAGGCUGACGUUGACUCAACUCAGUUUCAGAAAAUCCAUUUAACUCCAUGGGAUCUCGAAUCCCUCAACCUUCGGAUGAACCAAAAAGGGCUUCUUUUUCACAACCCCAUCAACGCAGAAGACACACAAAUCCAAAUCCAAAUCAAGAACCUCGAACGCUCACUUUCCUCCACUCUUGCAUUCUUUCCACCCUUCGCAGGUUGUCUCAUCAUUACAGAACACAAAGACAACACUGCAUCCGCUUUCAUCGCGUGCAACAACGUCGGUGUACUGUUUGUCCAUGCCGUAGCAGAGAACACUAGUGUUGCUGACAUCCUUAAACCCAACUACGUUCCUCCAAUUGUUCACUCCUUCUUUCCACUUAACGGAGUUAAAAACAAAGAAGGCACAUCGCAGCCGUUGCUAGCAGUGCAAGUCACCAACCUAGUUGACGGCAUCUUCAUUGGCUGCACAAUCAACCACGUGGCUGCUGACGGCAAGUCGUUUUGGCAUUUCAUCAAUUCAUGGGCUGAAAUCUCACGUGGUUUCGAUAAAAUAACCAAACUCCCAUUACUUGAACAUUGGUUUCUCGAUGGCAUUAACCCUCCAAUACGCUUUCCUUUCACAAAGAAAGAGACUCAACACUCCGAAAACCCCAACCCACAUCCGAAACCACUACCUGUUCGGAUCUUCCAUUUCACGAAGGAAAAAAUAUCGCAACUCAAAUCAAAAGCUAAUGCAGAGGCCACCGCUCAAAAAAUAUCUUCUCUCCAAGCGCUUUUAACUCACCUUUGGUGCUGUGUGAUUCCUUGCAAGCGAGUUGACCCACAAGAAGAGAUUUGUUACUUGUUAGCAAUAGAUGUUCGGAGGAGAUUGGUUCCACCGUUGCCAGAGAAUUAUUUUGGAAACGCAUUGCAGGUUGGUGUUGUGACUAUGAAAGCAGGGGAACUACUUGAAGGUGGGUUUUGCAAAGGUGCUUGGGAGAUGAACAAGAUGAUAGCUUUGCAAUCUGAUGAGAAGGUGAAGAGUCACUAUGAGUCUAUGGCGAGAACCCCAAUCCUGCUUCAACCGGAUCGGUUGUCUAAUAGAUUCGCCUUGGCCACGGGAAGUUCCCCAAGGUUCGAUGUUUAUGGUAACGACUUUGGUUGGGGAAAACCUGUGGCAGUGAGAAGUGGCGGUUCAACUAAUAUUAAUGGAAUGGUUACCAUGUUUGCUGGGGCAGAAGAAGGUAGCGUUGACCUUGAAGUGUGCCUUCCUUAUGAGAUUUUGGAGUCCAUGGGAGAUGACCCUGACUUCAUCAACGGCAUUUCCAACUAA